AAGAAGAAAGGGGGCGUGUCCGCUGGGUGCUAGCCUGCGUGCUAACAGCGAGCUGCUCGAAACUUCUUACUUUCACUUUCCCGACCGUCGGGAGCAGCGUCCCCGCGAGGAAGAGCGCGGCCGCACUGCCGCUUCCUGGAAAACGAAACUCACACCGCCCGACAUUCGCCCUCGAUGUGGUGAUUCAAAACGGCACGGUGAAGGAAACUCGUCGCCGGCGGCGUGUGGAGGAAAAAGUUUGGGAACCCGCGACCGCGAAGAACCGUCGAGAGCAGCUAGCUUCCAGCGGCUAGCGCUAGCAUGGACGGCGGCGGAGGAGGCGGAGGACACGGACACAUGCCCGGCGAGGAGAAGGGAGCGGAGAGGCUGAUGGACGACCACCUGAAGUCCAUCGGUCUGCAUCGGAAGAAGAUCGCCAAGGACGGGUCGUGCUUGUUCCGAGCUGUCGCCGAGCAGGUUCUGCAAAGUCAAAGCCUUCACACCAAAGUUCGUGCCAAAUGUGUGGAGUUCCUGAAGUGCAACAGAGAGAGCUACGAGGCGUUCAUCGAAGGCGACUUUGAGGAUUAUCUGUGGAAGCUUCAGGAUCCUCAGCAAUGGGUGGGAGAAGUGGAGAUCAACGCGCUGGCCGUCAUGUACAAGAGGGAUUUCCUGAUCUUCCAGGAGCCUGGAAAACCUCCCGUCAACAUCACAGACAACAACUUCAAGGACAAGGUGCGGUUGUGUUUCCUGAACGGGAAUCACUACGACAGUGUUUAUCCCAUCAGCCACAUCAAGAACGCCGCUCUCUGCCAGUCCAUCUUGUACGAGCUGCUGUACGACGGCGUGUUCAAUGUCGACCGCGGCUCCCUCGGCCCGUGUCAGCGGACGGGACGAGCCUCCGACUUCCUGAGCGACGACAACAUGGCCGCCUGCGCCAGCAGCGACGAGUCCGACCAGGACGCCGCCGAGCCGCUCCGGGUUGAAAAUGGAACAAGACACAACAACCAGAGCUACAGGGGCCGUGGGCGUGGUCGACCGCUGCCCGAGAGGGUGAGACGUUCACUGAACCCGACUCUGCUCAGAAACAUCGAGUUCGACGUAUGGCACAGCAGCAAGAGAGCUCAACAGAAGAUGGAUUUUUGCAUCGCGGCUGGGAUGCAAUACACGGUGGGAGACCGCUGCCAGGUUCGCCUCGAGGGCAGUGGGCGGAGCUACAACGCGACCGUCAAGGAAGUGCCGACCAUCAACGACAACAUGGUGACGGUUCACAUAGAAGAACUGGGCAAGAGACACGUCCCUCUGUGGAGUCUGCGUCCUCCCAGCGACGACAGCAGUUGGAGCAAAGUGGUCAACAAGGAUAAGAGGCUCAGUAACGGAUGUGGAGAUUGGGAGCGGGGUAAAGGCAGAGGCAGGGGGAAGCCCGUCCCGCUGCUGCCGCCGCUUCUGACCUCUGUCCUCCAGGCUGCGGCGCCGGGCCCCAGUGGGCGUGUGCAGAAGCAGCACUCGUGGCCCCCGCAGGCCACCGUAGAGGAGCAGGGUGGGGCCAAGCCCAGCAGGAAGUCAAUGAGCACUGCUGACUCGGCGUCUUUCGGCCUGACGAAGGACCAGCGUAGUGCCAAAGACGAGGAGGACCUCAACAUGGCGCUGUUGGAGAUCCAGCUCCGAGACGAAAACAGCUUCCCCGCCCUCGGGACAGGGGGGCAGGGCGACGGAGGGAGGAAGAAGGGAGCACAGAGGAGACGAUCCCAGAGAAACAAGAUGAGUCCGGUAGAAGACGUCAGAGCAGCGUCGCCCUCUGCUGGCGAAAGACCCAAAUCCUCCACUCCACCAGCAACUACCACUGCUGCUGCUGCACCUACUGCACCCACCAACCCCACCCUCCUUCCUGCUGCUGCUGCACCUACUGCACCCACCAACCCCACCCUCCUUUCUGCUGCUGCUGCACCUACCCCACCCACCAACCCCACCCUCCUUCCUGCUGCUGCUGCACCUACUGCACCCACCAACCCCACCCUCCUUCCGGCUGCUGCUGCCCCGGCGACUAAAACAAACGCACAGAGGAGUUCUCCUACUGCUGCUGCUGCUAAACCCUCCGUGACGGGUGGAGCCCUGCCUCCCUCCGUCCCGUGCUCUGCCUCCGUCUUCUCCUUCCUCACCCCGGUUCUCCCCACUGCCUCGUCACCCCCAUCGCUACCCACCCUCUCCUCUCCUCCUCCUAUCUCUGCUUCCCCUCCCCCUCCCUCCUUGGUACCACAGCCCACCUUCAUCGCUCCCAUCGCUCUGUCCCCUGGCGCCGCUCAGGGCUUCCACCCGCCCUCCUCCUGCCUCCACCGCACAUCCCCACCCGUUCCUUCCCUCCCCCACUCCCCCAGUCCACCCACCUCCUCUCUUAUCCAUCAUCCUGCGAGUCGGGUCCGAGAGGCUCCUCCAGCUGCAGCACAAACUCCAAAUGCUUUGCCAGAUUCUGGAGGCUGUCUGACCAAAUCUCAGGCCUCCCAGAACCAGAGCCACAUCCCUGUGUCCCAGACCCAGACCCCAGUGACCCACACCGACGCUCAGACACCGGCUUCUCUUCCAAAGAUUCAGUACUCGAUUCCCCAACAUCAGUCCCUCACUGAAGUGUCCCAAAACCAGAUCCAGGAUUCUGUCCUCCAGCCUCAGGCCCAGUCUGACAUGGUCCAGAUUCAGGCGUCACACCCUCCUCCGGGAGCUUCCUACACCCUCACCCCCCAGGCCUCCGUGCCUGUCCCUGGCUCGGCUCAGCCCCCUCACCCCUCCCAACUCCCACAUCCCUCCCUCUGUGUCUCCGCCUCCCCGACCCAUCCGCCUCUCCCCGCCCAGACCCCCGACGCUCGGUUUCAAACCGAAGGCCCGCGCCCUCCGGCUCAUCCUCCCUCCCAGCAGCCUCACCCCGCUCAUCACCCCCAGUCCAUCCCAGGGUCUGUUCCUCUACAGAGCCUGGCCCAGCUCUACCAGGACCCCCUGUACCCAGGGUUCCCCCAGGGGGAGACGGGGGACAUGGCCCAGACUCCGUCUUUCUCCUCCAACAUUUCAGGGGACGACCUGCCCCAAGACUUCAACAUCUUGAGGUUUUUCUUCAACCUGGGCGUCAAGGCGUACUCGAUGCCCCUGUUCCCCCCCUACCUGUAUCUCCUGCCCCUCCAACACGCCCACACCCUGUGCCCCAGGCCCCCCUCCCGCUCCCCCUCCCCCCACUGCCCCCCCGCCAGGCACCAGGAGUUGUACCCUCCGACAUCGGCGAUGCCUCAGUACGGCCGCCAGGCCCCCCUCGCUGAGCCCCCCCGUCCAAGCGAGCCCUCUUCCUUCGUCGAGCAGGGCGGUUACUCCCUCGCUCAGCCUCCUCCCCACAGGAUGCCCUGCGCCCCGCUUCCAUGGCAACAGCACCAGACGCCACCGCCACCCACAAACUCCAACUACCCUGUUGGGUAUCCUUCCUCAGCUCCACCCUACCCACUUCCUCCUCCCUCAUCUCAGGGGUACCACCCAGCUCAGAGCACAGGUCACCCGCUGUACCCCCCGACCAUGCCCCAGUACCCCCUCUCCUCUCUGGGCUACCAGUCUUCAUCCACCCCUGACGAGCACCACGGGGCGAUGGAGCAGCUUCAGCCCCCAAAUGGGGAUGUGGUGCCGGGGCGUGGACCCGGUCCUCUGGACGGUCCCGCUGCCGCUAACGUGGCUAACGCUAACAACAACAACAGGGCAAUGAUGCUUCCUGGUGUCAACAGUUUUGCGCUGAAGAACGAGCAGGGAGAGAGUUUGACCAGAACCGUGCUGCUGGUCGACCCGCCGCUCAACAACAGGCCAAUACUGGCUUUGGUCUCAAACUCCAGUGACCCCAUCUCCAUGGCGACCAUGAAUCCCUGCAGCAGCCCUGGUUCCCCGUCGCCCUACGGCACAGUCUCCAAGACGACCGUCCCCGGCGACAACGCCGUCUACCGGGUCCACCCGAGUCACUUCAACCCCGGCAAGACGUACAUGAGCCGGGAGAUCCGCCCGCCAGCCAUGCCCACGCUGGAGGCCCUGUCCGUGGGCUGCGGCAUGGAGGAAGACUGGGAAGAGCCAGAGGGAUUCAAACCGACGACCCUGAACAACCCCAGGGGGGCGAAGAGGCCCUACAGAGGCGGCCGUGGGAGGGGAGGCGGAGCCUACGACGGAGGUAGGGGUGGAAACAGGCGGAGGCAGGGCGGAGAGGGGUAUCACUACGGACAGUACGGCCCCGCCCACAGGGGGCGAGGGUGGUGAGAAAGCGCUCGGCCAAUGAGAAGAGAGGACAGCGAAUUUGUAAUUUUCUUUUUUUUCGCGUCGCGAUCUGAUUGGUGGAUGGGUCCUCUCUCUGUCAACGUGUCGUCUUCUGUUACGUCUCAAAGUCUUCCAGCUCGACGCUGGCGGACGAAGACUCGAGCUCAUUGUUGUCUCGCUGAUUAGCUUAGCAUGUUAGCAAGCGCAAGUUCACACCUAAUUUUUACAAAAACAUUGAACUAUGGAUUUAAAGAGUGUGUUUGUUUGAGUAGGGCUACAACGACUACUUCUAUUAAUGAAUCUGUCCGUCCAUUUUGGUCCCACGUCUUGAAAAGAUCUUUUUCAUAGCACAAAUAUAAAAUAUUCGGCAUUUUUUUUGCGUUAAGAGUAUAGCUGCGUAUAAUUUUCCAUCACGCUGAAUUUGUCAUUAAAAGGAAUAGUUUAGACAUUUUUGUUAAUCUCUGUGCGCCAAAGACGAUUCUACAGUUUAGCAAAACCAUAAAUUGUCAUUAUUACAACUUUUUUAUGCCAAUCAAACAAAGGGCCAGUAGGUGGCUAGCUUAGUUUGGCGUUAAAGCUGGCAAGGUGGAAAAAUUAGCCCAAAUGUAAAACCACAAAUUUUCUAACACAAAUAUUUUUUUUAAUGCUUCGGUUUUGUGCACAUAUUUAAUCACGCCGGAUGGAAUGUUGCUACCUGUUAGCUCCUCUAAGCUAACCAUCUCCUGCGACUGCUUCAUCUUGAGCAAGAAUAAAAUCCCCAAAUGUUUUGAACUAUUCCUUUAACUGUCGGUGAAAUCCCCGAUUUUUCUGGCGUCCCUUGAAUGCAGCGUUGUCCACGGAGCACUAGACAUUAUAUACGUAUUCCAGGUGUGUUAGCAACAAAAAGAAAACAUCUGACUUCACUACAGAUGUAGGAGUUUGUGUCGCUGCUACAAAGCUACAGACGAAUUGUGUGUUUGGACUUUAGGUUUUUAUUUGACUGGUUUGUCUCGUGUCUUGUUUCUCUCUUUGUCUCCUGAUCGACUCCUGACUGUAGAGAUCCAGUGCCUUACUUUUUUCCGUCUUAUUUCUUUUUUUUCCUUGGUGGUUGAGAAACACUGCUGUACAGAACAAAGGCUGUGUGUUGUCGGUGUCUUUGGAUUUUUUUUCUGUGUGACUGAAUGAAUUAAACUUUGGUUCAGGUUA
Molecule: messenger RNA, 5424 nt
Organism: Scophthalmus maximus (turbot)
Lineage: Eukaryota; Metazoa; Chordata; Actinopteri; Pleuronectiformes; Scophthalmidae
Gene: otud4
Product: OTU deubiquitinase 4
Exons: 21
Coding region: 301-4242 (1313 amino acids)
Biological process (GO): protein deubiquitination; negative regulation of interleukin-1-mediated signaling pathway; negative regulation of toll-like receptor signaling pathway
Molecular function (GO): cysteine-type deubiquitinase activity; K63-linked deubiquitinase activity
Source: RefSeq, a predicted model, not a curated record